UAUGGAAUUCGUUUUUCUUUUUUCUUUUCUUUUCCAGUUGUUUGAUUGUGCUUUCUGCGAUUUUUAGAAAGAGAUUUAUCCAUUUCCUCUUUAAGGACUUCUAUCAUCUUCGCAUAGUUGGUUUUACGGUCUUUUCCUUAUGCUUUCGCCUAUAUUGGAAUAUGCAGGACUUGCUGUGGGGGGAUAGUUUUGUUCCUUUGGUGACAUAUUUUCCUGGCUGUUAUUGAUUAUGUUCCUAAGCUGGUGUCUGGGCAUCUAGGUUUGGUGUGAUUAUAGGUCUAGCUGCUGAUUUCUGGGUUUGUCUUCUCUUAUAUUUUGGGCUGUGAGCCUAGCCGUUAACGGCUGAGCCAUCUUUCCAGCCUGGGUUUGCCUUCUUAGGGUGGGCAUUUUGUUUUUGAAUUUCUGUUUGUUCUCUGGAUUUUUAGACAGUUUGUUGGAUGAGUGUUGCCUUAUUUACUGAUCUAUUUUGGGGUGUUUUCAAGGGUCAGUGCUUGCUGGUUUUGGAAGUUGGGGGAAGAGGAAUCAAGGAAAAAAAAUGACCUUAGGAAUCAAUAGGACACUUGACAGAAGAGCGGUCAAGUGCCUCUUAUGUUCUAGACCAUUAGUAGCAGAAACAGAAAAGUGCAUCUAGGCUACUAGGUAAUGUGUUAGUUCUCUGGACAGCCUGCCUGGUUUUCGGGCAAGAGUGGCACGUGGUUGAGAAGAGGUGUGUGCCGAAGUUAGGGCUGGGACAUAGUUGAGGAGGGAAAAGGACAGUUAUGGAUGGUCUGUGGUCUUUACAGGAAGCAUGGGCACAGGGAGAGGAACUUCCCCCUGAGAAUUGUGUUCCAGUGCUAAGGUCAACUGUGAGAACUGGGUCUGAGGUAACAGACACUAGUGUAGGUCUUUGGACAGACUACCUAGUCUUCUGACAAGGAUGGCUUGUGGUUGAGCAGGGGCUGUCUGCCCAUAGUUGCAGUAUCAGAUACAGAGAUGGCGCAUGAAGAGAAGGGAAGAUGGGAAUGGUCUGUUGUAUCUCCAGGAGGCAUGGAAAGAGAAGAGGAAGCUGCUACACUAGGGACAAUAUGGAGUAUUUGGACUUAGGUAACUGAAAGUGGAGAAGGUCUGGCGGCAUCCUACCUGGUCCAGCAACCAACAUCUUAAUACUGAGGCACCAGGUUCUCAGGGUUCAUUUAUUUACUUCUAUACUUAGGGUUUUCAUAUUGUUCAUCUUUGAAAAUCUGUUUGCUUAUUGGAUAACAAGUACUAAGUGGGCUGGGCAGGUCAGUGAGCAGCUAUUCUUUUUAGGGUUGACGUGAGUUCAUAUACAAACAUUCAAACCCAAGUUCGGAGGCUCCUGCUCCUUUAGAUUAGGAUAUCUGACACCCUCUUCCCCUAUGUGUCACCUCUACAUCCGUGGAAGACUUUCAGUCUCACACACAAACACACAUUAAAAUGGGAAGAGAGUAUGUUUUCAAAUGUGCUUAUAACUUAUAAAGCAGUUACUACCAAAGAAACUGUUUGGUGUAUAGUACAAACCAUGCACUGUUUUUGAAAGAUCUUCUUUCUUGCAUUUGGUUUUUAAAAGUUUGCAUUUCCUCCCACUGGUGCAUAUUUGUAUUUAAUCAUAGGAAACAAAAUGACUUCUAAGUGAUCCUAACAGACAUCUUUUCCUUAUCAUGAAAAGGGCGAUACUUUUUAGUAGUACUUUUUAGUACUUUUUAGUUUUCUACAAUGUUGAAAUAUUUGUAUGCUUUAGGCAUAUCUCUCCAACUGGAAUAGCCCCCUAAUCCAUUUUCUAUUAUUGGCAAAGGAAACUAUCUCGGCCCACAGGGUGAGUGCUGGCCAGUGGUUUCUUUGAUUUUGACUGUAAUCCCACAUUUCUUAUUUGAGGGGCUGUCUAUAUUUAUUGCUUUGUCUGUCCUUUAAUUUAUUUUGUCUUCUGAAAAUUUAAUCUAUAGUGUCAUGAGUUUGUUGGUUUGGGGACUUUCUGUGGAAAAUCAAUUUUAGUUUUCUCUUCUUGAUCCUAAAGACUCACCUCUGUGCAUUUAUUGGCAUAUCUAUGUUUUCCAGUUGUAAUAAUCACCAGUGUUUGGGGUUUAAUAAAAUGAUUGGUGUGGGAAAGACAUUAGUUAAGUGUUACUAAAACUUUCUCAUAUAUUAUCGUCUCUGUGUCAUAAUCAUCUUCAGUUCUCAACAUUUCAGAGCAUCUAUUCACCUGAGGGAACCUCAGUUGAGGGUGUGUCCCUUCAGAGUGGCUGGUUAGUGUGUCUGUGAGAGGUUGUGUAGAUUGGUGACUGAUGAUUGAAGCCACUUCCACAGAGGGUGGCAAUCUCCCUAGGCAAGGGGAUCUGGGCAGGGUAAGAGAGCUAAUUAGCUGAGCACGAGACAGUGACCAAACAAGAGAGCAAGCCAGGAAACAGUGUAUGCCCAUAUUUUGGCCUGUAUUAUCUACCUUCCAUUUCUACCUUAUGCUCUCAAAAUGAUGUACUGUGAUCUGAAAGAAGCAUCAAGAAAAACUGUUCAUUUCCUGAGUAGCAAGUUAGAACAAAAAAAUGAUACACAAAAAACUGAUUUUAAUUCUGGACAGAACCUGUGAAUGUUUUCUUUUGAAGGAAUGUGGAAGACAUAAGGACUGAGAUGGCAAAGGCAUAGAAAGCUGUACACAGAUCUUCAUCUACUGUUCUUGUAGGACCUGGGUGUUGUGACCUAUGAUGAUGUGCAUGUGAACUUCACUCAGGAAGAGUGGGCUUUGCUGGAUCCUUCUCAGAAGAAUCUCUACAGAGAUGUGAUGCUGGAGACCUACAGGAAUCUCGCUGCUAUAGGCUACAGUUGGGAAGACCAUAAUCCUGAAGAACAUUUUCAAAGUUCUAGAAGACAUGGAAGGCAUGAAAAAAGUCAUAUUGAAGAGAAGCCCUCUGAAUUUACUCAAUGUGGUAAAGGCUUUGCAUAUCAUACCCAUCCUCAAGGGCAUCAACAAAUUCAUACUGGAGAGAAACCCUAUGAAUGUAAGCAAUGUGGUAAAUCGUUUGCAUGUCAGAGUGGUCUCCAACAGCAUAAAAAAACACAUCAUGGAGAGAAAUCUUAUGAAUGUAAACGAUGUGGUAAAGCCUUUGCAUGUCAAAGUGAUCUGCAACAGCAUAAAAGAACACAUACUGGAGAGAAAUCCUAUGAAUGUAACCAGUGUGAUAAAGCCUUUGCUCUUCGCUGUCAUCUUCGAAGGCAUCAAAGAAUUCAUACUGUAGAGAAACCCUAUAAAUGUAAUCAAUGUGGUAAAUUCUUUGCACAAAGCAACCAUUUUGUACGACAUAAAAGAACACAUACUGGAGAGAAACCCUAUGAAUGUAAUCAAUGUGAUAAAGCCUUUGCAUGUCAAACUAGUCUCCUGUAUCAUAAAAGAACACAUUCUGGAGAGAAACUCUAUGUCUGUAAUGAAUGUGGCAAAGCCUUUGUACUUCAAAGUUAUCUUCAGAUACAUAAAAGAACACAUACUGGAGAGAAACCCUUUGGAUGUGACCAGUGUGAUAAGGCAUUUGCACAAAACAGUCAUCUCCUAACACAUAAAAGAACACAUACUGGAGAGAAACCCUUUGGAUGUGACCAGUGUGAUAAGGCAUUUGCACAAAACAGUCAUCUCUUAACACAUAAAAGAACUCAUACUGGAGAGAAACCCUAUGAAUGUGAGCAAUGUGGCAAAGCCUUUGCAAGUAAUAGUAAUCUGCAAGUGCAUAAAAAAAUGCACACUGGAGAGAAACCCUAUGAAUGUAAGCAGUGUGGUAAAGCCUUUGGGUAUCAAAGUGGUCUGCAAAAGCAUAAACGAACACAUACUGGAGAGAAACCCUAUGAAUGUAAUCAGUGUGAUAAGGCAUUUGCAUGUCAAGCUAGUCUCCUGAAUCAUAAACGAUCACACACUGGUGAGAAGCCAUAUGAAUGUAGUGAAUGUGGUAAAGCCUUUGUACUUCCCCGUUAUCUUCAAAUACAUAAAAGGACACAUACUGGAGAGAAACCCUUUGAAUGUGACCAAUGUGAUAAAGCCUUUGCUCGAAACACUCUUCUCCUAAAACAUAAAAGAAUACAUACUGGACAGAAAGCCUAUGGAUGCAAGCAAUGUGGCAAAGCCUUUGCAAAUCACAGUAAUCUCCAAGUGCAUAAAAGAACACAUACUGGAGAGAAGCCCUACGAAUGUAAGCAGUGUGGUAAAGCCUUUGGGUGUCAAAGUGGUCUGCAAUAUCAUAAAAGAACACAACACAUACAGGAGAGAAACCCUAUGACUGUAAUCAAUGUGAUCUAGUCUUGGCAUGUCAGACAUCUUCAGAGCACUAAAGAAACAUUAUUGUAGAGAAACUCUGUGAAUAUAUUUAAUAUGGUGAAGCCUUUGUACAUUUCUGUCGUCUUCAUCUUUAUGUAAGAAAUCCAUACUGGAGGGAAAGUAUGAAUGUACACUACAUCAGAUCAAGCCUUUUCACAUUUUACAAGCCUUAGUCAUCAUGAAAUAAUUCAUACUGGGGCAUAUCCCGAGCUUUUGUCCCUACCGGCAAGAACACGCUCAGGACAACCGGAAUCUUUGUGGCAAAAGCUUUAUUGCUUACUUCUUCAGGAGCAAGAGGAGAAGAGGAGCGAAUGGCAAAACCCUGUCCCUUUUAUGGAGGAUUGUCCUCCACCUCGGACGUGUCGCUCCCUGAUUGGCUGCAGCCCAUCGACCCAGUUGUCAUCACGGGGAAGGCAGAGCACAUGGAGUGGAAAACUACCCCAGCACAUGCGCAGAUUUUUUGUUUACUACUUAGAACACAGGAUGUCGGCACCAUCUUGUAAUGGCGAAUGUGAGGGCGGCUCCUCACAGGGGCAAAACUUGAAUAUAUUUAAUAUGGUCAAACAUUUGAACAUUUCUGCCAUCUUCAUCAUCAUGAAAGUAUUUCUGCUGGAGAGAAACUCUAUGACUAUAACGGAUUUGGGAUAUGUAUAGCUGUCACACUAACAUUCAGUUUCACAAGCUUAGACAAAAAAAAAUGUGACAAGUGCCAACAACCCAUUCAAGCAUUAUGAUGUGAUGUGCCUCUUUCUUUUGUCUGCACUUGCAAACACAGUAAUCCUUGUUUAUUUUGUUUGCACUUAUAAUCAUAUUCCUUGACAAUUAUAUGAAAUAGCUCAUCCAGGUAUAACGAUUUUUAUUUUGAAAGAUUUUGAGUAGGUAUUGAAGGUUGCUAUGUGUCUUGCAAUAUAUAUAUUUACAAAAGUGCUUUUUAUGUUUCUGUAGUGAAACACUAUGUCUAAAGCAGCUUAUAAAAGAGGUUAACCUGGCUCAACCAAAAUAGUCAUAAGCAGCAGAUGGAGGGAGGGAGAUGGGAUGGAAUGGCGGCUUCAACAUCAGGUGUGGAGAGAACAGGAGAGAUGGCUAGAUGGUCACAAAUAUGAACGGAAAUCUGCAACUUAUGGGAGAGAAGGAAGGGGAAAUCUACAGGAAAAGGAAAAAAAAAAAACACUGGGAUAAAGGAGGUACCCAAGAAUCAGUGGGGGUUACCCUAGCUGUGAGUCCCGAAAUUGGGGUAUGGAACCUGGAGAGGCCAUCUCCUGUAGCCAGGCAGGAACCCCAGUGGAGCAAUAGAGACACCAACCCACCCUCAAAAGUUUCAACCCUAAAAUCCUGUCUACAAGAAAUGCAGGCAAAGGAGGUGGAGCAGAGACUUAGGGAAUGUCCAAACAGCUAACUGAGGGGAGUUCUAGAGAGUUAAGGGAAGGCACACCACAAUCUUGGGUGUUGCCCUACAUGGGAUUAGGUCCCUGGCUGAAUUAAAAGAAAAAAAAAAAAGGAACUAAAGUUAAAGGAAGCACAUCAUCAAUAUUCACUGGUAACAUAUGAACAUUUUAACAUCUUUGUUUCCUUCCUCUUUUCAUCUUUUCUGUAUUUCCUCCAUCAUUACCUGUUGCCAUUUUUUACUUCCAUUCUCUCUUCUUCCUUCCUUCUUUCUUCCUUCCUCUCUUUCUUUCUUUUUCUUCCUUCCUCUCUUUCUUUCUUUUUUUUUCUUCCUUUCUUUUUCAUUCUUUCCUGUCUUCAUUUACUUUUGGUUUGUACUGUAGCUAAGGAUGACCUUGAAUGUCUGAUCUUCUCCUCGCUCCCUGCUCUUAGGAUGACAGGCAUGUCAUAUUUCUUUGUUUCUUGCCAGCUGUUUGCUCACAGCAACAACAAAAUAAAGUAAAUAUACACAGCUGUGCUGAGCUCUGCUCUUAUUAUACCUUCCAGGUUUAUUGCAGAUCCUCAAGUGGUUGAAAGUAGGCACAUACUUUAAAGCCUGGAUCUUCUACAUCUGGUUCUGCCCAGUUCUCUUCUGCUUCUAGUCAGGCAUCCACCUUCCUGGGGUUGUCCCUCCCAAUAUAUCUCUUGUGUUAGGUUUGUUGUGUGAUGUGACUUUGAGGCAUUUCUUGGUUGUCUGUUGCCAGGUGUACUGCCUGGUUUUGUGUGUCAACUGGACACAAGGUGGAGUUAUCACAAAGAAAGGAGCCUCAGAUGAGGAAAUGCCUCCAUGAGAUCCAGCUGUGGGGCAUUUCAUCAAUUAGUGAUCAAGUGGGGAGGGCCCAUUGUGGGUGGUGCUAUCCCUGGUUCUAGUAGUCUUGGGUUCUAUAAGAGCAAGCCAGGCAAACCAGGUGAAGCAAGCCAAUAAAGAACAUCCCUCCACAGCCUCUGCAUCAGCUCCUGCUUCCUGACCUGCUUAGUUCUAGUCCUGACUUCCUUUGGUGAUGAACAGCAUCAUGGAAGUGUAAGCUGAAUAAACCCUUUCCUCCCCAACUUGCUUCUUAGUCACGAUGUUUUGUGCAGGAAUAGAAAUCCUGACCAAGACAUUGUUGGUACCAGCAUAGUGGGGCAUUCCUAUGACAACCUGACCAUAUUUGGGGAAGGAGUGUAGAAGGACUUUGGAACUUUGCACUAGAAGAGCCAUUGGGAUGCUAAGAACUCUGUGGAAAGUUCUGUGGGAGCUUGGAAGAUAACCUUGAGAACAGUGCAGAAGAUGGGGACCUGGCUUGUGAAAUUACUGAGGGAAGAUUAAAGUCUCUUAUGGAUUGUUGCUGUUUUGAUUGUGAAGAUUCUGUGGUUCUGGUUAUCUGGGACUGAAGAAUCAGCUGUGAUAAACAAGAUACCAGAACUACUAAAUUGAAAACUUUACAUUACUGGGACUAUUGAUGCUGGUUAGCUUCAGCCAAGAAAUUAGUGAUGAUUAGGAAGAGACCAGCAUCAUUGAGGUAAAAACUUCUGGAAAGUGUUUUCGCAGAGCACAAAGAGGCUGUGUUCCAGAUAGAGCCAAGGUUGUUCUACCUACUGCUGCAGCUGGACAUGGUAAUGUGUAAGAAUCACUCAGGUGGUAAUAGGUUUUGAAGGGGUCAUGAAGAGCAGCUGAGACUCAGCACUGUGAGGCCAUGGAAGGCCAUUGGUGUAGGUGCAGCCUCAGUUGCAAUUGAUGGCCCAGAACUGAAGGGUCAUGCAAAGGAGUUGAAUCUUGGAACCGUGAAGAGCUCCUAUAAGAGGCUUUUGGUAAAGCCUAGUUGCAGCUGAAGACAACAGUGUUUUGGAGAUGCCAAUACCAUGAGAUGACCACCAAGAACAGCAGCAGCAUUGGAGUACAGGCAGCUGGAACCUAAAAGACAAGGUGUGUGCUACAAAGGUCAGAACUGGAGAUGUGACCCAAGCCCUUGGAGGAGCCUAGAAGAUUCUGAGUGCAUCUCAGACACUGGAUGGUUGGAGUUUGAUUUUAUUUUUUAUAGUGACUGUGCCCUGAUAUUUUUUCCUCUUGAAGGAAGAAGGUAUUUCAGUGGAACCCAUAGUUAAGAGACUUGGAAUUUUUAAGACUUUGAAUUUUAAAAGAUAUUGGAUAUUUUUAAGGGAUUGUUCUUUUUAAUAUGUAAAGACUGUAGGACUUUUAAAGUUAUUUAUAUCUUGAGGAUGAAUAAGAAAGUAAAGGUUGAGGCUUAAUAGUGAUGUGUUUGUGUUUCAAGUUGACAAGGGAUCAGUUGUACUGGCUGAUUUUGUGUGUCAAUUUGACACAAGCUGGAGUUAUCAAAGAGAAAGGAGCUUCAGUUGGGGAAGUGGCUCCAUGAGAUCCAGCUGUGGGGCAAUUUCUUAAUUAGUGAUGAAAAGGGGAGGGCCCCUUGUGGGUGGUACCAUCUCUGGGCUAGUAAUAUUGGGUUCUAUAAGAAAGCAAGCUGAGAAAGCCAGAGGAAGCAGGCCAAUAAGUAACAUCCCUCCAUAGCCUCUUCAUCAGCUCUUGCUUCCUGACCUGCUUAGUUCUAGUUAGGUUAGUGUCUAUAUUGCUCCUUACCUAUCAUGUAGAGCCAACAUAGCAUUGAUGUAUGUCUCUGCCUUAGGUCAAUAGGAGCUCAAGAACACUCUUAAUUGUCUUCCUGUCUCUGGCUAACUGGUCUUCUAUAGCACUCUUUUCAAAUAAGACCAGAUCCAUGAAUGACAUUUCAGAGCUGCUUAUACAGUAAAUGCAUUUCUUCAUAGUGAUUAAUAACUGCCAUGGUGAAUAGCUGAGCUUGCUGAAAGCAAUCCUGUAUCAAGGCAUCUGAUCUGUUUAAAAUACAAGAUCCAAAAGUUAAAAGCAUCAAAAUAAAUUAUAAUAAAUUGUCCAAGCAGUGUAGAAAUGAAAGUUGUAAGCCAUGGGGAAGUGGAGAACCAGGAUUCAAACCAUUCCUGAUUCUGUUCUUUUUUAAUUUUCCUUUUGGCCAGACCUUCUCAAACUUUAGCCAUAGAAUCCUUUACUACUCCUGAAUGAUCGAUGUAAAAGCAACAUGCUUCAUGGAGGUCUGCACAUAGUCCUCCCUAUUGAAGGAAUAAAAUAUCAAAUCCUCUAGUGUUUGGAAGGAGAACUUCAGAGAAGGAGAUUAGAUUCUCUUGCAAAUGGGAAAUAGAAGUGUCUAUCCUGUCUUUUCUAUAGCUGUAUCUAUUGCAGUUCUAAUAAGUGCAUGGCUUUUUCCUUACAAAACUAGGGCAGAAGCACCAGUAGCUGUUCCUCCCACACUGAGGCCCAGUAGUACUGAAAUAGUUAAUGCUGUAGCAAGCUCUCUCUCGGGUGAGAGAAGCCUCCAUCCCAGUGAUCCAAGACCUUGUCAUAAGAAUGAUAAGUGAGCCUAGGAGUAAGUUGAUCCAACACACAAAAGUCUUUGGAGCUUUCAAACGCUUGUAUGUGAAUGCAGGGGUUACGACCUGUGGAAUAAACCCACCAUCCCGCCUUUGGAGGAAUAAAAUAGAAUGAAGAGGUAGAAACAGUAAGCAUUUGAUUGCAUAAGCUCUCUUUUACCUUUAUGAAUUUUCACUAUGCAGGUACCUAGUCCAGAAACAUGUAGAGAAAAGACCUAUGCCAGAUUUCUGAUUCCAUCAACAAUCAGAAAAGCUAUUAGAGUAAGAAACAUUGCUGGAUAAUAAAGCAUUACCUUCUUAAAAAGGAGGGGCUAUAUCAUAGCAAAAUCAAUAUGAGUGAGUGACAUUAGGAUAAGUAUCAUUAAGCACAUGAAACAUGCCCACAAUUAAUUCUGUAAGGGGAGUCGCAAAUGUAGGAAAGGUAGUAGUGGCAACUAUACAACUACGAGGGAUACCAGACACUGGAGAAGAAAAUGGGGAAGCAGUAUUCCUAUUAUCAGCAGUAUUCUUUUUAUCUUUAUCAUUCCUCUUUUAAGGCUUAUUUAUAUGAUCUUAUUAGGUCCUAAUGAAAAACAGAUAGGUUCAGUUUUAAUCUUAAUGGUAAAGAAUAAUCCAUCAUCAUAACCGGUUUUAGAUAAUCUAAGUCUCCAAGUCCUUCCUUUAAGCCAGUCUUCUCUAACCUUUUUGCCAGACUCAGUGAAUUUCACUAUAGUGAGAUUACAAGAAGAGAUGAUGCAAGAUCCUACUCCUGUCCAGGACCCAGACAAUAAAACUGAGGCACAACUAAGGCUAUAACAAUAAUAAUGGUCAGUACCUUUAUAACUAGAACUAGACAGGCCAGAUCCUGUUCAAUUCCUUGCUACUAUAAUUAAAUCUUCUUGGGCCUUCCAAUAAACUUUUCCUGUGGUCUCACAUCCCCAGGCAGGACAGAAAAAUCCUCUGCACCUCCAGAAUUAUGAGCCUGGGAUCUAGUCCUUCCAUCCAGGGGGACAUACAUAAAAAAGAUAAGUGCAUAGAUUGACUCUAAGCACCAAAUGUCCACAUCUCAAAUUUCCAUCUAAACCUCCAUUUGGGCAAGACUUUGGGGAGCAGGACUCUUUUCCAUCACAAUCAGGUAGACCCCUAUGGGGUAAUUGGUUAGGUAUGUCCUAAGAAACUAGGCCUGCUAUGAAUUGAAAGAGAUCAAAAUGAAGGUCAGGCCACCAUUUAGAGACUGAAAAACAUAUAGUACUGCUGUUAAGCUGAGCAGAGAGCCCAGCAGUCUCUAUGACUACCUCUUGAUUAGUUAUGAUAUAUCCUGCACGUACUUUAGAGGAGCCUUCAGUAAAAAUUAAAAGAACAUUAUGUAGAGGCUGUAAAGAUGUCAUACUAGAAAAUAAAACCUUAUGUACAUUUAAAAUUUUUAUCAACCUAUAUAGAGGGUAAUGAUUGUCUAUAAUGCCUUUAAAUCCUAUUUGAGCAAGCAACAAAUCUGUACUAUGCUGUUUUAGCCAAAUAUUUUGGUCCACAUUAACAGGCUGAAUAAUGAUGUCUGGUUCUUUGUCAAAAUAAACCAGUGUCUGUUUUCUUCGAAGUAUUAUCAUAUGAGCCACUGCGUCAUAAUAUCCAAGUAAGAGGAGCUUUUUGCCACAAUAAUUCUGUAGGUGUAUGAGUCAUUAUAAAAAUCAGCAGAUAUAAAGGCAAAGAAUAAUUUAUAUAAGUAACAAAUUGUUUUUAAUAGCUCAUUCUACUCUUUGUGAAAUCAAUAAUCCAUCCAAUGUUAAAGUUCAAGGGAAGAUAAGACCAGUACUCCCUUUAAGAAUAUCAAAUAGGGAGCUGAGACAAGAGGAUGGACCAUCUAGAGACUGCCAUAUCCAGGGAUCCAUCCCAUAAUCAGCCUAAAAACGAUGACACCAUUGCAUACACUAGCAAGACUUUGCUGAAUGGACCCUGAUAUAGCUGUCUCUUGUGAGACUAGGCCAGGGCCUAGCAAACACAGAAGUGGAUGCUCACAGUCAGCUAUUGGAUGGAUCACAGGACCCCCAAUGGAGGAGCUAGAGAAAGUAACCAAGGAGCUAAAGGGAUCUGCAACCCUAUAGGUGAAACAACAAUAUGUACCCCCCCGGAGCUUGUGUCUCUAGCUGCAUAUAUAUCAGAAGAUGGCCUAGUCGCCCAUCAGUGAAAAGAGAGGCCCAUUGGUCGUGCAAACUUUAUAUGCCUCAGUACAGGGGAACGCCAGGGCCAAGAAGUGGGAGUGGGUGGGUGGGGGAGUCAGUGGGGGAGCGUGUGGGGGACUUUUGGGAUAGCAUUGGAAAUGUAAAUGAAAUAAAUACCUAAUUAAAAAAAUUACCAGAAAACAGUGUUUAUUAGGACUAGCAUUGCUGCAGACACUCAAACAAACUCCAUAACACUUCUCAUCAGCUCUUCCUCAGUGGUGUGUUCCACAAAGAUAUAUGUCAUGCUAAGUGUCACUACCCUGGAUGGAUUGUGUAAUAUCUGUGUCUUCCCAUGACUUCAUGAUCUCAACUCAGAUAUAAUGAAGGUAGUCUUCAACACCUCUGAUAAGUUUUACAAUUAAAGUUUAUUUUGUAUAAAGUGAAAGGUAUUAUCUAGUUUCAUCCUUCUGCAUGGACAGAACCAUUAGUCUUUCUUCCAAUGCAUGUCUUUGUCUUCUUUGUAGCAAUUUAAGGGAUCGUGAUUUUCUUGUUCGGCUUUGGGAUCCUCUUUCCUAUUCUCUUGGUUCAUCUGUCGAUUUUGUUAGUACAGUACCAGGCGGUCUUUAUCAUUACAUCUUAUGUAAAAUUUGAGAUUGGGUAUUGUAAUAUUUAUGCAAUAUUUUUACAACUAUGAUUGUCUUGGCUAUUUGUGGUCUUUUGUAGCUCAAUAUAAAUUCUUAUUAGUUUUUUUGUAAGUCUUUGAGAUAUGAAUUCCACAGCUCAUGGAGAGAAAUAGACUGGGUUUUUUUGUUUGUUUUCUUUUCAGCUUUUAUUUUUUAUUUAUUUAUUUAUUUUACUUAUUCAAGUCACAUCCUCAUCUCCCCAUCCCACAAUCCUUACCUCCAUCCCUCGAUUCCCUUCUCCUCUGAGUAGGUGGGGGCCCCCUGGGUAUCUCCCCACCCUGGCACUUCAAAUCUCUGUGUAGGUACAUCCUGUUCCAUUGAGGCCAAACAAGGCAGCCCAUCAAGAACAUAACCCACAUACAGGUGACAGUUUUGGGGAGGGCCCCCUUUCCAAUUGUUCAGGACGAGCUGCUACAUAUGUGCAGGGAAGCCUAGGUCCAGCCCGUGUAUGUUCUUUGGUUGGUUGUUCAGACUCUGAGAACCCCCAAAAGGGUCCAGGCUAGUUGACUCUCCUUAUCUUCCUAUGGAGUUCCUAUCCCCUUUGGGGCCUGCAAUCCUUCCUCCUAUUUUUCCAUAAGGGUCUCCAAGCUCCAUCCACUCUUUGGUUGUGGGUGUAUGUAUCUGAGUCAGCUGCUGGGCAGAGCCUCUCAGAGAACAAUAUGUUCCUGUCUGCAAGAGUAACAGAGUAUCAUUAAUACUGUCAGGGAUUGGUGCUUGCCCAUGAUGGGUCUCAAGUUGGGCCAGUUAUUUGUUGGCCAUUCCCUCAGUCUCUGCUAACAGAAAGCAGCUACACCUGGUUAUACUCAGAAAAUAGACUCUGAGUCAUGCAGAGGCAGUAAUUCAGCUAAACUUUUAUCUUGCACAUACAAGGGCAAGUCUCUGGUUUCUGUUGUUUUGUGAUGAUUCAGGUCAUUUACCAUUACCAGACUGCCAUGAGAAUGCAAAUAAUCAUGGCCACCACCAUCCUGGUCCACAACUCCUAGAAUGGAGCUAUUAGAAUAUCCACUCUCUGUGGUGUCUGUGUAUAGCCAGAUAGAUCUAUUUUCUGUUACCAGCUUCUUCCUGCUAUGACUGCCUGUAACCCAGGCAGACUGUGGUACAGACAGGUUUUCAUUCUCCCUUUUCCUCCACCUAUGAUUGACAGCACCUGAGUCAAAGUCCCUGCAUUGUGCCCUGUUGUGCUCCUUUUCCAAUUGGUACGUAGAAUGACAGCUCUCUCAUUCAAAUCAGGUCAUCAUGUUUACUUGAAUAGCAAAUCUAUGUGGUUUAUGUUGAUCAGCUGCUUCUGUAUAACUCUGGCCAGUUGACAUAUGCUAAGUAGAAGACACCAAUGUGACAACAAUACACCAGUAAGUUCUGGGCAGUGGUAUCCUUUACAAUUAUUUUCCAAGGUAAAUCUUUUACAUAUGUUUUUAAUUAGAUAUUUUCUUUAUUAACAUUUCCAAUGUUAUCCCCUUUCCUGGUUUCCCCUCCGAAAACCCCCUAUACCCUCCCUACUCUCCCAGCUCACCCACCCACCAACUCCUGCUUCCUGGCCCUGGCAUUCCCCUACACUGGAGCAUAGAACCUUCACAGGACCAAGGUCCUCUCCUCCCAUUAACGACCGACUAGGCCAUCCUCUGCUACAUAUGCAGCUAGAGCCAUGAGUCCCUCCAUGUGUUUUCUUUGAUUGGUGGUUUAGUCCCAGGGAGCUCUGGGGGUACUUGUGAGUUCAUAUUGUUGUUCCUCCUGCGGGGCUCCUUCAGCUCCUUGGGUACCUUCUCUAGCUCCUUCACAGGGGACCCUGCUUUCACAUGUGUUUUAACAAUGCUUCGCCUAAGAGAUCUCUUGUCUUCUGUUUCUGAGUGAAUGAACCCUUGCAUCCUCUGCUGCCCUUGCUUCAGGUACUCCCUUUCACAUUCCCUUGUAAGCAUUCUUAACCAGGUAUGACUAGACUUCCGAACCUCAUGUAUCCUGUCUGUAAAAGCACGACUCCUGAUGCCAUUGACGGAAAUCAUCAAGCGUGCAAGAGUCCACAAUUAGCAUACAGAAGUCGAGGACCAUUUGGAGGAAUCCCUUCUUUUCUUCCACCAAGUGAGCUCCAAGGUUGAACUCAAAUCGCCAGGCUUGGUGGCAAGUGACUUUACCUUUCAGCCUGUGAGCAGGACAUCUGAUUAAACUUAUUAACUUUUUUUUUAAUUGUUCUGAACAUUAACAAUCAGAUCAGAAUAUAUCAAGCAACUUCUGGAUUCUCUAAUUUUACUUUUGAAAUUUUUGAGAUACAAAUUCCAUUAACAAAAGGAAAAUUGGAUCAAGUAUUUAAAUUUCCUAUGAUAUCCAUAACUGUUAAAGACCCACCAAUUGUAAGGUAAAAAUAUGUCCAUUUCUACAUUCCCAUUUUAUGUGUGAUUAGAUCACAUUCAGAGAAGUUAGUGUGAAUGUUAAAGAUAACAUUUGAAUUUUAACACAGAUAUAUGACUUUUAUAAAUGAUUUCUGUUCCUUA
This is a messenger RNA of Mus musculus (house mouse), 14407 nucleotides long. RefSeq names its product RIKEN cDNA 3300002I08 gene. The transcript is spliced from 4 exons. Gene Ontology annotation, biological process: regulation of DNA-templated transcription. The record is from RefSeq and is a predicted model, not a curated record. Gene Ontology annotation, cellular component: nucleus. Lineage: Eukaryota; Metazoa; Chordata; Mammalia; Rodentia; Muridae. Bases 2771 to 4270 code for a protein of 499 amino acids.